Messenger RNA from Melopsittacus undulatus (budgerigar), 686 nucleotides. RefSeq names its product CD83 molecule (gene CD83). The coding region runs from base 36 to 686 and encodes 216 amino acids. The transcript has 5 exons. The record is from RefSeq and is a predicted model, not a curated record. Lineage: Eukaryota; Metazoa; Chordata; Aves; Psittaciformes; Psittaculidae.
UUGUUGCUGCUUUCUGUUUUGAAGCAGUAAAAAUCAUGUCUUUGGUAGUCUACACUCUACUCAUCAUUCUGAGCAAUGUUUGGUGCUUUAUCUGUGGGGCUUCUGUGCCUGUCUCGGACAUUGCUGUGAGAUGUGCUGAAGAAGCGCUGCUGCCCUGUGAAGUUCUUCAGGACACCUCAAUCACCUACCAGAGAGUGUCUUGGUAUAAAAUGGCUGGAGAAGGCGAAGAAAUAGUGUGGAAAGUCCUUGAUGUGGAAUCUCAAUAUCCAAAAGAACUUGGGAGGUCCCUGGGACUCUCCAAUGACACCUUUUCACUGAGGAUCAAAAAUGCAACCAGCCAAAACAGCGGGACAUAUAAGUGCACUUUGGAGGAACAGAGAGGAGAAAACAGUCUCAGCAGCAUAGUCACAUUAAAAGUAACAGGUUGUGCUGGAAUAGAAGAUGAAAAACUGAAAAAACACAAAGCUGAGCUUUUCAUGCUGACUUGCCUUGGGAUUUUUUACUUGCUGCUCAUCUUUUUCACCUGUAUGUGCCUAAGAAAAGAGAGCCUAUCUCCCAGUAGUCAAAAACCCAGACCAGAUAUGCAGCACAUGCUCACCCUCAUCAAUGUACAUGAAAUGACAACUUUCCAGGCUUUAAACAGCAACAGCACUUGCAAAAAUGAGCUUGCUUCAGGUUCUGUCUAA